Molecule: messenger RNA, 1917 nt
Organism: Linum tenue
Lineage: Eukaryota; Viridiplantae; Streptophyta; Magnoliopsida; Malpighiales; Linaceae
Source: the annotation of a GenBank genome assembly
AUGUUAGGCCAGGAGGAAACUAAUAACCCCCUCCCUCCAGCCGCCGCCCGGAAAAACUAUCUCCGGUCUGUUUCAUGGAGCGACCGUUCACCGCGCCGGCCGAGCAACAACCCUAGACCUCACCAGCCCUCGAAUCACAGCAAGGCGAGGUCAUGUCUCCCGCCGCUCCAGCCUUUGUCCAUAACCAGAGCUCCGGUUGAAGAAUGGCCUCGGGCCGGGUCCGACGAUUUGGGAAUCUGGCCGAACCCACAAACUCCCAGAACCGCCGGCGCCGGCGGCUUCCCAUUGACUCCUCAGCCGGCGGCAGUUCACAACUCCAAUCCUCCUGUGAGGGAAUUCCAGUUCAAGAGAGAAAAAUUGGCCUUCUUCGACAAAGAAUGCUCCAGAAUCGCCGACCACAUUUACCUCGGAAGCGACGCGGUGGCCAAGAACCGGGAAGUUCUCCGGCAGAACGGAAUCACCCACGUCCUUAACUGUGUUGGAUUCGUCUCCCCUGAGUACUUCAAAGACGACCUUGUUUACAAAACCCUCUGGCUGCAGGAUUCCCCUUCAGAGGACAUCACCAGUAUUCUCUACGACGUGUUCGAUUACUUUGAAGACGUGAGGGAGCAGAGUGGGAAAGUUUUGGUCCAUUGUUGCCAGGGUGUUUCGAGGUCCACCUCGCUGGUCAUAGCUUACCUCAUGUGGAGAGAAGGCCAGAGCUUCGAGGAUGCAUUUCAGUAUGUCAAAGCAGCUCGAGGUGUUACCAAUCCCAACAUGGGGUUCGCUUGCCAGCUUCUCCAGUGCCAGAAGCGUGUUCAUGCUGUUCCGGCCAGCCCUAAUUCGGUCCUUCGUGUGUAUCGAAUGGCUCCUCAUUCGCCUUACGAUCCUCUCCACCUUGUCCCCAAGAUGUUGAGCAAUCCAGGUUUGAAAGGACUAGACUCUCGUGGAGCUUUCGUUGUUCAUGUUCCUAGUACCAUAUUUGUUUGGAUAGGGAAGAAAUGUAGCCGUGUGAUGUUGAAUCAUGCUAGGGUAGCUGCAAGUCAGGUGAUUAGAUACGAAAGGGCGAAAGGUCCGAUUGUUAUUGUUCAUGAAGGGGAAGAAGGGAAUGAGUUUUGGGAUGCUCUCGGGACUAAUGAUGAUGGUGCUGGUGUUUGUAGUAGCAGUAGUAGUAGUGAUGAAAGGAAAGUUGAUGCGUAUGAUUCAGAUUUUGAGGUCUUUGAUAAGGCAGUUUGUGGAGGGGUUGUCCCACCUUGUUCGGUAUCGAAUGCUGAAUUCGAGACUCGCCUUUCUGCAAGUGAGAAUGGGUGGGGGAGGCUUAGAACGAAGUUUGCUAGUGGUAUCAUGAAGGAGUUCAUCAGUUCAUCCUCCAAAAUGGAUGUAGAUUCAGUAAUAUAUGAAGGUGAAGAAGAUGUGGAGGAAAAAGGGAUUCCAAGUAAGGACACAUUGUCUUCGUCGACUCCUUUUGGUUCGCCUGAUUCCUAUCACUCUUGCUCACCGGACUCUGCUCAGAAAUUCGGCUACAAGUCUCCUGCUACAAUAUCGCCUUCUGCUUCGGAUUAUUCGUCAAGUUCAUUUACCUUUUCGCCCUCAUCUUCAAACUGGUCUGACUUGUCGUAUGUGUCUUCCCAACAGCCUUCCCCUUCUGGUUUGGAAGCUCUUAACUCACCUACAAAGGUGUUUCCUGUUGAUCUUCAAACGAGUCAUGUGUCGAACAAGGUAACUACUUCACCAUCUAUAGCAGAGCGAAGAGGGAGUAACCCUCCGCCACUUAUAGUGAGUUGUGGGGCAAUUCUGCAGCAACCUGAAUUGGAUGAUGAUGUGAUGAAGGAUGGUCAUGGGGGGAAGGAGGAAAUGACUGAUGUUGAUAUGACUGGUGCAGAUUAUGACAUUGUCGACAGAGAGGAAGAUGGCAGAGUUCAUAUUAAUCAGUUGUGA